Cladophialophora immunda is the source of this 2015-nucleotide messenger RNA. RefSeq lists its product as hypothetical. Lineage: Eukaryota; Fungi; Ascomycota; Eurotiomycetes; Chaetothyriales; Herpotrichiellaceae. The transcript has 3 exons. Bases 749 to 1849 code for a protein of 366 amino acids. The record is from RefSeq and is a predicted model, not a curated record.
UGGUGACUGGACGCGACACUAAUCUCACACACUCUACUCGGUACACUGCCACGACUGCCUAGGAGAUGGUCUAACCGGUUGCGCCUCUGUAUGUCCUAGCGACGGAGCUUGGACAAAUUGACCAGAUGGCAGAGACUCUCUCCCGUUCCUCGAUUCUAUCUACUACUCCCUCCGGGCUGGUCUCUUCUAUUCGGCAGGUGCUCUGACCCUUGUGUCUCGAUGACCCUUCCACGUCGAGGCCACAGCCUCCUCCUCUUCCUCCCUCUCCCCGGCGCACCAUGUUCAUCACAUACACGCACGUGGACCAGCUGAAGUCGCGUGCCAAAAAAUGGCAGGUCAACUCCUACCAGAACCGGCGGCGCCGGGAACUCAAGGCCACCCUGCCCGCGACGGACAAGUCUUCUCGGUCCCAGAGGCCGAGAGUAUUGCCUUGGAAGCAAGCUCCCCCAGGACCUGGCCAGGGCCAUCGGGAUCAACAUUGGGGCGAAUCGACGUGGGACGCAACCGAGGGUGGUGUUGAAGGCGAUGAUGUGCACGGGGCGGUCGUCCCCUUUGAGCCUCCUCUACAAACAUCCCCGGGGAGUCUGCGGAGUGACCCUUUCAAUUCGUAUCCCAUGGAGCCCUCUAGCCGAGUGCAGUUGACUGUGGACUACUGUACGCCAAUCCCCGUUCCAGCGCCCUCUAGUCGAGAUGGGAGACGCGAGCAAACGCCAACUAAUGCUUCCCAGUCACCCAGAUAUACGCGCCCAUGAACGCGGGCAACUACCGCGACGAUCAAGGGGGCAACUGGCUCUUGUCGUACCUCUUCCGGGUCGCCCUGCAGGCUGAUCUGCUGUUUGAAGCGACCGUCCUGUUCAUCUGGAGUCAGCUUCCGGCGAGCCAGCUGGGCUCGUCUCCGGAAGAGCUUGAGCGAAUCUUGAUGGGCCUCCGAGGGAGCGUGAUGCGGAAGCUCCAUCAUCGUCUGACCGUGCCGCAGCUGUGGUGCGACGACGUGACCAUCCACACCGUCUUAGCAUUGAUGGCCGGAGAUUUCCACCGCGGACAGGACGACCACGUCGAGCUCCACCGAGAAGGGUUGCGGCGCAUAGUCGACCUCCGGGGCGGAUUGCCAAACAGCAACCUUCAGCCUCAGACGCGAUAUUCGGUCACAGCAACGGAGAUGAUGUGCGACUACGCGAUCCGGAGGCGCAGUCGCUCCCCCAAGACCAACAUCACCCCGGACAGCACGCUGACGUACCCAAAGCACCCAUUCCCGCCAUCUCUGUCCAAGGCCCUGUCGGCGCUGCCCGAAGGGUUCAGCGACAUGGCUCUCCAAACGCUACUGUCCCACCAGGUCAUCCGCCUGCUGUACCGCAUGGCCAAGACGGUUGCGAAAGGCCCCGCCGAGUUCUCUGAGGACACGUCCAUCGCGGUGGAGAUGAUGCGGCUGUCGAUGGAGACCGACGCCGGCGCGCUCGAGAAGGCCGUCGUCACGCUGGCCUUCCUGUUCGGCCGGUUCCUCCUCGACGUCGCCACCAAAGGCCGCCCGGUCAACAGCUCCAAGCGCACGUAUCAGUCCAUGGAGGAGACCCUGCGCGCCCUGGCCCAGUCGGUCUUUGCGCACCUCGAGAAGGCCGGCCCAGGCUUUGUCGCCUGGGCGGUCUUCCUCCUCGCCUCCGCGGGCGUCGACUACGGCGUGCCCGACUCCCUGCAGGACGAGAUGCUCCGGGUGCUCCGCCUCAAGGUCCCCGCUGUGAGCCGGUCCCAAACGUUUCUGGACAUGUUGCGCAAGUUCCUGUGGCAUGAGAAGCUCGAGCCAUGUGCACAGGAGCUGUGGCAGCGGAUGAUGGAACGAAAGAUUUCAAAGUAAGUAAAAAAGGCGGAAAAUCAAAUGAAAUGAGCACAGGAUCCAUCAAAACUUGUUUCCUUUUUCCCAUUCGACCGGACCGUUCUUACGGCUGUAAUCCUAGCUCUUCCUUGCUCGGAAAGUUCCCUUGCGGCAUCAUAGCGUGUAUCUGAAUCCCUUGUUGUCCAGC